CAGACAGAAUGGCUCCAGUGAACCAGUCAAAGGACAAGAAGCAUGAGAGGGCACAUGAGCAUUGGCUGGAGGAGGCAAAAUCAGCUGGGAAGAGGAAACCGGACUACGAGGAACUAGGGAAUGAGCCACAAGCAAAUAGGUUGUUUUUGAGAAAAACAUCCAAACCCCCAGAGAAAAUCGGUUGGAGUGGUGUUGGAUCUGUAGUGAGAAACAACAGAGUUCUUUUCCAUCAGCUGGAGCGGCAGUGCAGCAUUGUUCAUUAUAUCUACCAGAACAGGCUGGGAGGCUCCAUUCGGGCACAGCUCAGGCAGUGCCUGCAGCUGCCCUUUCUGCGUUCUCUUGCCUCAUACCGCCUCUUUCGAACAGCAAGUCCCUUUGACAGGAGAGUGACAUGCCUGGAAUGGCAUCCAACACACCCCAGUACUGUAGCUGCUGGUUCCAAAGGUGGAGACAUCAUUCUUUGGGACUAUGAAGUACUUACUAAAACCUGCUUCAUAAAAGGGAAAGGGCCAGGAGAUUCUCUCGGAGACAUGAAGUUCAGUCCUUACGAGGCAGUCAAGCUUUAUGUGGCCUCAGGGGAUGGCACCCUAAGUCUGCAGGACCUUGAGGGCAGAGCGGUGCAAGUGAUCUCCCAUGCCCUGGACUGUGGCCAUGAGUUCCAUAAUGUUUGUUGCUGGUACUGCAGCGUUGAUGUUUCUGCAAGCAGCCGUGCAGUGGUGACGGGUGAUAAUGUGGGCAACGUGGUCCUGCUCAGCACUUCUGGUGAAGAGAUUUGGAAGCUGAAAUUGCACAAGAAGAAAGUGACUCAUGUGGAAUUCAACUCCCGGUGUGAGUGGUUGUUGGCCACAGCAUCUGUGGAUCAGACAGUCAAAAUCUGGGACCUCAGGAACAUCAAAAACAAAACGAACUUUCUCCAUGUGCUUCCUCAUGACAAACCUGUCAAUGCAGCUUAUUUCAGCCCAACAGAUGGUGCCAAGCUCCUCAGCACAGACCAGCGCAGUGAAAUCAGGGUUUACUCAUCUUCAGACUGGACCAAGCCACAGCAUGUGAUCCCACAUCCACAUCGGCAGUUUCAGCACCUCACACCUAUUAAGGCAACGUGGCAUCCUCGCUAUGACCUCAUUGUAGCAGGUCGCUACCCGGACCCUAAGUUCCCAGGGUACACGGUGAAUGAGCUACGAACUGUUGAUGUAUUUGAUGGAAACACUGGGGAGAUGGUUUGUCAGCUCUAUGAUCCAAAUGCUUCUGGUAUCAUCUCGCUCAAUAAAUUUAACCCUAUGGGAGACACACUGGCUUCUGGCAUGGGCUUUAAUAUUCUGAUCUGGAGCCGGGAGGAGAUGGUGGCCAAGAAGCAAGAACAUCUUCUGAAAGCCAUGAUAGAACAGGGGAUUGGAAGCUGGAGUUCAUCCAGACGUGGAGGGCAAAGGCAGGCAAACCCUGGGACAAGCAAACUCAAAACUAACUUACUGUCUUGGGAGCUGGAGGAGACGAGAACAAAAAGCAGUGGUUCUAAAUCACAGGGAAGGAAGCGAAAAGGGAAGGAUCUACAGGAGUGAUGUAUUUUGAUCCUUUCUAGAUCAUAGGGUACAGAUUCAGUGUUGGCAGGGGGCAGUAUAAGCUGCGCAGGGCAUUAGACAUUUACUUUGUCCUUCCUCCCUGGAUCUGAACUUCCUUGAUUCCCUUUGGUUC
This is a messenger RNA of Mesitornis unicolor (brown roatelo), 1689 nucleotides long. It is a transcript of the gene DDB2, whose product is annotated as damage-specific DNA binding protein 2, 48kDa. Gene Ontology annotation, cellular component: Cul4-RING E3 ubiquitin ligase complex; nucleus. Gene Ontology annotation, molecular function: protein binding; damaged DNA binding. The transcript has 10 exons. The record is from RefSeq and is a predicted model, not a curated record. The coding region runs from base 9 to 1556 and encodes 515 amino acids. Gene Ontology annotation, biological process: DNA repair; response to UV. NCBI's taxonomy places the organism in Eukaryota, Metazoa, Chordata, Aves, Mesitornithiformes, Mesitornithidae.